AAAGGUGAAGGAGUUCGACGACGAGUUGGCGAAACUUUCAGAAAGGAUAAAAGACUACAAGGUAGUUAAAGAAAAGGUCGACUUGCUCUCAACUGCCACUACAUUAAACCUAUGGUUGAUGAGGCGAAGACAAAGGUGAAGGAGUUCGACGACGAGUUGGCGAAACUUUCAGAAAGGAUAAAAGACUACAAGGUAGUUAAAGAAAAGGUCGACUUGCUCUCAACUGCCACUACAUUAAACCUAUGGUUGAUGAGGCGAAGACAAAGGUGAAGGAGUUCGACGACGAGUUGGCGAAACUUUCAGAAAGGAUAAAAGACUACAAGGUAGUUAAAGAAAAGGUCGACUUGCUCUCAACUGCCACUACAUUAAACCUAUGGUUGAUGAGGCGAAGACAAAGGUGAAGGAGUUCGACGACGAGUUGGCGAAACUUUCAGAAAGGAUAAAAGACUACAAGGUAGUUAAAGAAAAGGUCGACUUGCUCUCAACUGCCACUAGAAAUGUAGAAGUCCACCCUUUGAGAAAUGGGAAAAUGAAAAUUCCAAAUCCACCCCCUUUCAAAGGAGUGUGAGAUGCACGGUCAGUAGAUAAUUUCCUCUUCGAUCUGGACACUUACUUUAAGGCCACGAACACCACCUCAAACGAAGAAAAAUUGAGCCUUGUUCCAAUGUUUUUAGCAGAAGAUGGCAAGCUAUGGUGGCGCACCAAGGUUGAGGAUGUGUAAGCUGGCCAAACCAGUAUGAGCACUUGGGACGAGUUUUGCCAAGUAUUGAAAUCAGCAUUCUACCCCGAGAGAAUGGCAUAUAUUGCUCGGCAUAGGUUGGCAAAAAUACAGCAUACAGAUUCUGUUCGAGAGUAUGUGCGACAAUUCACCCAAUGCAUGCUGGAUAUCAAAACUAUGGGGGAUGACGAUCGAUUAUACUUUUUCUGGAAGAAUACAACCAUGGGCUAAGGAUAAGUUGGACGCUCAGAAGGUCGACGACUAUGAAUCGGCGAUAAGAGCAGCAGAGGCACUGAAUGACUAUGGGCGGAACUUUCCCAAACGCAAAUUCGGUCAACCAUGUGCGGGUGAGACCCACAGGUGGGGGAGCAAGUUCAACCAAUUCAAAAGUGAAUGUGGAAAGGAGGCCUUGGAACUCCAGCUAUAAAAAUGCCCCAAGUCAGGCAAUAGUCGAGAAUGCUGAGCCACGAAAGAACUUCACUUUCCCAGAGGAACGUUGAGCACCCGGAGGAAAUAACAUGGGAGGGGGAGUGGCUAGAACCAUCAAAUGUUUCUUUUGUAAAGGGCCGCAUAAAAUAUCAGAAUGCACGGUAAGAGACAAGGCCAUGAAUGCCCUCUAUCUACAAGAAGAAAGCAAGCAUGAAAGACUGUCUUCAGACUCAGGCAAUGUUGAUCGUGCUGUAGUUGGAGCAUUGAGAUUCUUAGGGGCCUUGGAAUGACAGGCUGGGGAAAAGACCGUACCACCUAAAAAGGGAUUGAUGUAUAUUGACUUCACUCUAAACGGAAAGUCAGCAAAGGCGAUGGUGGAUACGGGAGCAACGAAUAACUUUUUGAAUUUUCCCAUGGUAUCGAAAUUCAAACUACAAGUGAAGAAGGAUUCGAGGAAGUUGAAGGCAGUGAAUUCGGAGGCAGUCAAAACAGUGGGAGUUGCUGCUGAUGUCCCAUGUCGAGUAGGGUCUUGGGAAGGGAACAUAAACUUCACAGUGGCUCUGAUGGAUGACUUCGAUAUUGUUUUGGGAUUGGAUUUUUUGAAUGUGGCAAAGGGCAUGCCGAUCCCUACUGGGAAUUGUCUUAUUCUGAUGGGGGAACAACCGUGUGUUGUGCUAGCAACUAUUAGUCCCAUUAAUGAAAAGAAGCUGUUAUCAGCCCUCCAGUUCAAGAAAGGGAUAAAGGGGGAUGAACCCUCGUAUGUAGUAAUCCUAAUCCAUAAAGAAGAGAUAGAGCCCACUGGCCACCCCGAGUUCAUCAAUGAGGUGAUGUUGGAAUAUAAGGAUAUUAUGCCGGAGCAAUUGCCUAAAAUCAUACCUCCCUGUCGAGAUGUUGAUCACCAGAUUGAGCUACUACCUGGGGCCAAACCUCCUGCUCGGGCCCCCUAUAGAAUGGCACCACCAGAAUUAGUAGAGUUGAGAAGACAACUAGAUGAGCUUUUAGAGGCAGGAUUUAUCAGACCCUCUAAGGCUCCUUUUGGGGCCCCAGUACUAUUCCAGAAGAAGCAAGAUGGUAGCCUGAGACUUUGUAUCGAUUACCGAGCUCUGAAUAAGGUCACGGUGAGGAAUAAAUACCUCAUCCCACUGAUAGCAGAUCUGUUCGACCAGUUGGGAUAAGCUCGGUAUUUCACCAAGCUAGAUCUUCGAUCGGGCUAUCACCAAGUCCGUAUAGUCGAAGGGGAUGAAUCUAAAACAACAUGCGUGACUCGGUAUGGAGCAUUCGAAUUUCUUAUCAUGCCUUUUGGUUUAACUAAUGCACCUGCUACUUUUUGUACUGUAAUGAACUAGGUAUUUUAUGAGUAUCUGGACAAAUUUGUGGUGGUGUACUUAGAUGACAUCGUGGUGUACACCAACAGCCUAGAAGAGCACAAAGCCCAUUUCCAGCUGGUCUUUAACAAGUUUCGAGAGAAUAAACUGUUCUUGAAAAAGGAAAAGUGUGCCUUUGGCCAGCAACGCAUCAAAUUCUUGGGACAUGUCAUUGAACAAGGCCGGGUCAAAAUGGAUGAAGCAAAAAUUCAGGCCAUUAAAAAGUGGAUGAUCCCGUCUAGCGUGACAGAACUUCGAUCCUUCUUGUGAUUGACCAACUACUGCAGGUGCUUUAUACAGGGAUAUUCACACAAGGCUUGGCCGUUGACGGAGUUAUUAAAGAAGGGUUAGGCUUGGGUAUGGUCGCAGAAGUGUCAAGAAGCUUUUAAGAAUCUCAAAGGGGCUACAAUAGCAAAACCUGUAUUGGCUCUUCCAAAUAUGCUACAGCCUUUUGAGGUGCGGACAGAUGCCUCUAGCUUUGCCUUGGGUGGAGUGUUGAUGCAAGAAGGCCAUCCAGUAGUGUUCCGAAGCAGGAAGUUGACUGACAUUGAGAGGCAUUAUGCAACACACGAGAAAGAACUAUUGGCUAUAGUUGAUUGCUUGGAGGAAUGGAAACACUACCUUUUGGGAUCGAAGUUUGUGGUGAAAAUAGAUAAUUUAGCUGCUAGCCAUUUUCUUACUCAGCCUAAGCUAACUAGUAAAAAAGCUAGGUGGCAAGAGAAACUAGCUGAAUUUGAUUUCUCCUUAGAAUACAAACCGGGAUCAACCAAUAGUGAAGCAGAUGCAUUGAGUAGAAAAGCCGAACUCGCAUCCUUGAAAAGAAUUGCCCAUUUAUCCAGGUGCCAAGUAGCUACCUCUCUUAAAGACAAAAUUCGAGCACAGCUGAACAAAGAUCCUCAAGCAGUCACAAUCUUGAAUUUGGCAAAAGCGGGGAAAACGAGACAGUUUUAUAUAGAAUAUGAUUUAUUGAUGACGAAGAAGAAUAGAAUUUAUGUCCUAAAAGCAGGUAAUCAUCGAAGACUACUCCUUCACGAAUGUCAUGAUACUUUAUAAGCAGGUCACCCAGGCUGGCAUAGAGCCUUGGCACUCAUCCAACAAGGAUACUACUGGCCACAAAUGGAGGAGGAUGUACAGGAAUAUAUGAAGACUUGCUUGACUUGCCAACAUGACAAGGUAGAAAGAUAGAAACAUGCUGGGCUCUUGGAACUAUUACAAGUACCAAGUAGACCAUGGGAAAGCUUCGCUCUAGACUUCAUCAGCGGCCUGCAUAAAGUUGGAGAGUUUGACACCAUAUUGGUCAUCAUUGAUCGAUUUUCCAAGUAUGGCACUUUCAUUCCCAUGGCAAAAAUAUGCUCAGUAGAGGACACGGCGCAAGCAUUUUUUCGAUGUGUGGUCAAGGAUUGGGGUGUCCCAAAGAGUAUUGUAAGUGACAGGGAUAGCAGGUUCAUAGGAUCAUUUUGGAGAGAGUUGUUCAAGAUGCUUGGCUCACAGUUGAACUUGUCCACCAACUUUCAUCCCCAAACUGAUGGUCAAACAGAACGGUUCAAUAGCCUGCUUGAGGAGUAUCUUCGUCAUUUUGUUUCUGCUAGUCAGAAAAAUUGGCCCACUCUACUAGAUAUUGCCCAAUUUUGUUUCAAUGCUCAAAAGAGCUCUGCUACUAAUCAAAGUCCAUUUGAGAUUUUUACAGGUCAACAAACAUUGCUCCCUCAUACACUGGACAGAUCACACACUGGGCGAAACCCAAAGGCAUACCAAUUCACCGCAGAAUGCGAACAAAAUGCGGAGAUGGCUAGGGCGCAGUUAGAGAAAGCAGUAUAACGCAUGAAGAAAUGGGCAGAUCAAGACCGCCGACCACUUACAUUUGAAGUCGGAGAUUUGGUGCUGAUCAGGAUCACGUCCGACUAGUUCCGGUUUCCCAACCAUGAUAAGAGAUUAAUGCGCUAAUACAAAGGCUCGGUUCCCAUCAUCACCAAAGUAAGGAAGGUAACUUACAAAGUAGACACGCUAGCUUGGAUGAGAGUCCACCCUAUGUUCCACGUCAGUCAGCUCAAGCCUUAUCAUCCAGAUAUGAAUGAUGUCAGCAGGGGUAAGCCAUAACGACAUGCCAUUCGUAAGAAGCCAUUCUUUGCCAAAGAAGUGGCGAAGAUCUUAGAGACUCACAAGCUGAAAGGAAGUCGACAUCAAGAGUAUUUAGUACAAUGGAAGAACCUACCGCCGUCAGAGAACACUUGGGAGAAAGAAGAAGACCUUCAUUAAUUUCAAGACAAGUUAUAUGAGUACCAUCAAGGCACCCUUUCCUACAAAAGAGCACUUCAGGAGCUAGAGUCUUAGUGACGAGUUGAUGAGGGCGUUGACCGUUUGGGUGAGGGAGAAUGUAAGGAAGUAACUAGUGCUCAAAGUCACUUGGAUGUUAGAGUCCUUGUCCCAGCCCUUCAUAGGUGCCCUUACGCCUAUGGAAGGUGCCAUUGGUUGCCUUAUUGUAAUCUUGGUUGCCUUGAUGUAAUAUUUGAUAUAUAUAAAUAAGAAUUACCCUUUUACCCCUACGUGUGAUGUUGUUAUGUGUUCCUCAGUGAUACUUGAAUUGUUCUUAUAUUUGAACCCAUAUGAUUAUAUAUAGGUAUUAUGUGUUCUAAUGUCUAUUAUUGGCUUACACAUAACUAAUUGAUACCCUUGCUGGCUUGUUUGAAAGUGUGCCAAGCAAGCGCUGCACGGUCCGGUCUUGGUGCGUGGUUAGGGACCGUGACAAAUAUCUAGCUGCGGCACACCCCAAUCAUUUGCUGAAACUGUAGAAUACCGGAAAACGAAAAACCCGAGACUAUCAUAUCAUCCCCCAACUAACCAAGCUCGUUUCCUUUUAUCUCAUAAUCGGAAAACCCUGUAUAAAAUCUCUAGGGUUAGGUUAAUUUUAUUUUUUAAUUUUUUUUUUGGUUGUGCAAUUUAAAAAAUGGAAGCUAAGCAAUUACUCAAGGACAAGAAAUUCUGGUUCGCUUCUUUCCUCAUUGCCUGGGCUGCUGCUCUUCAGGGGCAUAUGAUGUGGUUACAGAGGCAGGAUUCUUUCAAACAGAAAUUUGGGACAGAGAAUGAAAAUGAUAACAAUGAUGCCCAGAAUGACCCAUAAAAGGCAUCACUGUUCGAAGCUUUGGCAAAAGAGAGUACUAAUGAAGAGACUGGUUUUGAAACUGUGUAUGUACAGAAAAUCCAAUUCUUGAAUUUCAGAAUUUGCUUCAAACGGUAUCUGUUUUUCAUUGUGUUCGGUUGUUGCUAAAGCAAUAUAAUGCUAUAUCUUAAGUAACUUAAAUGCUUCUGUAUAUGCCUUUUCUUUACGGUUUUUCUCCUUUUAGAGUAGGGGAAAAGAUAAUUUUGAUUGAAUGAAUGAAAUAUCAAUAUUCAUAGAUUUAAAACAGAAA
This is a messenger RNA of Jatropha curcas, 5918 nucleotides long. RefSeq lists its product as uncharacterized. NCBI's taxonomy places the organism in Eukaryota, Viridiplantae, Streptophyta, Magnoliopsida, Malpighiales, Euphorbiaceae. The record is from RefSeq and is a predicted model, not a curated record.